Messenger RNA from Schistocerca americana (American grasshopper), 5846 nucleotides. It is a transcript of the gene syd, whose product is annotated as C-Jun-amino-terminal kinase-interacting protein 4. Gene Ontology annotation, molecular function: JUN kinase binding; MAP kinase scaffold activity; kinesin binding. Bases 449 to 4279 code for a protein of 1276 amino acids. Gene Ontology annotation, biological process: vesicle-mediated transport. The transcript is spliced from 27 exons. NCBI's taxonomy places the organism in Eukaryota, Metazoa, Arthropoda, Insecta, Orthoptera, Acrididae. Gene Ontology annotation, cellular component: cytoplasm. The record is from RefSeq and is a predicted model, not a curated record.
UGUAAUGCCUGUGGCAACGUUUCGCUUACUCUUUGAAAUUUUCGAUACAGUGCUAUCUAUUGUGUAAAAUCGUAAGCGAAUGCGCAGCGAGAAAUUGACAGGAGGUAGUUGUGCAUAAAAAAAAGAUAUGUUCGUAGACGCGAAGUAAGUUUUGAAAACUGGCUUGUUAUGUAACAACCAAACAUUGCCACUGAAAUGCGUAGAACGGUAAUUGUCACCAUAUGUGCUGCAGCAUGACGUUAAUUUCGUAGAUAUGUUUAAGUCAGUGUGUAGUGAUACAGGGUAAAAGCAGAAGACGGACUUCUAAUGACUGAAAAUCUGUGAUAUCACACUGUAACAUUUCGCUAGUGGAAUGACAGCGUUACGUAGCGUACCUGUACAUACAGUAGUUAGUGAAAGGUGUCGUUGACUGUAAGUAAAUACGGUUGCUAAAAUACUUCUAGUCAAAAUGAUGGACAUGGAGCAAGAAACAGUUUACGGGACCCACGAGGAUUCCCAUGUAGUGAUGUCUGAGAAGGUGCAAUCACUAGCUGGAAGCAUUUACCAAGAAUUCGAGAAAAUGAUAAGUAAAUAUGAUGAAGACGUUGUGAAAGAUCUUAUGCCAUUGGUUGUAAAUGUACUAGAGUGUUUGGAUCUGUCGUAUACAGAAAAUCAGGAACAUGAGGUGGAAUUAGAGCUGCUAAGAGAAGAUAAUGAACAAUUAGUUACACAGUACGAACGGGAAAAACAGCUAAGAAAGAGUUCUGAACAGAAACUUUUGGAACUUGAAGAUGCUGGUGAAGAUGAAAGAAAGGAUCUUCAUAGCAAGAUUGAAAGUCUAGAAUCGAUAGUUCGUAUGUUGGAACUGAAAGCAAAGAAUUCUUCAGAUCAUGUGGCACGUCUUGAGGAAAAGGAGCAGGAACAGAAACGUGAAUAUGCCAAACUGCAUGAACGUUACACUGAACUUUUUAAAACUCAUAUGGAUUAUAUGGAGCGCACAAAGAUGUUGAUGGGAAGUGCAGAACGUUUGGAAGGUGCUGUUCGAGGAGGCAGGCCUUCUAUGACACUGGGCCCUCUUACCAGGUCAGCAGGCCCAACCUCAUUUGGUUUUGCAUCGCUGGAACAAGGUCCACGUUCUGUUGGUAGCCCAGGAGAUUACAUCAUACCAGUUUCUCCACCUGACAGUAAUCAUUCAAACACAAGUCUUCGAAAUGAAUUACAGGAUACCCGAAUAGUGCCACUUGAAGAUGCACUCCCCAAAGGCAAAGAGACUUCUGAAAAAGGUCAGCUAACUGAUGCUGUGUCUUUGGAACAUCGUGGCACUGUUACAAGAGGAGGCUGGGUUGAUGGACUUACACCAAGCACAAAGGAUUCAACACCGGAACUGGAAGACGUAGAGGGAAUGUCCACAACAGUUGUUUCUCCAAUAGGCCGGAGCAAGACAAAGAGAGAGCAGCGAAGUGGGAAUACGUUGUACCAGGAAUUGAGUUUUCAAGAUGCAGAAGCACUUGGUGAAAUGGAUGAAGGGGCAGAUAUUACAGACAGUGACGGGGAAACGGAAAUGGGCAGUUCUCUAGCACAAACGGUUAACGACAAUUUCUUUGGCAUGGGCAAAGAAGUUGAGAACUUGAUCAUGGAAAAUAAUGAGCUGCUUGCAACAAAGAAUGCACUUAAUAUUGUGAAGGAUGAUUUAAUUGUGAAGGUGGAUGAGCUUACGAGUGAGCAGGAGAUAAUGCGAGAAGAACUUAGGUCAUUGCAGAAUUUGAAAAGCCGCCUCCAGCAACGAAUUCAGGAGCUUGAAGAAGAAGUUAAACGAGUUAAGGAGGAGGCAGAGAAGGCAGCAAAAGCUGCCAAAUCAGAUGAUGAAGAGGAUGUUCCAAUGGCUCAAAGGAAGCGAUUUACACGAGUUGAGAUGGCCCGUGUGCUUAUGGAACGUAACCAGUACAAGGAACGAUUUAUGGAACUACAAGAAGCGGUUCGUUGGACAGAAAUGAUUAGGGCUUCACGGAAUGACCCCACAUUAGAUAAGAAAAGCAAACAAGGAAUAUGGAAAUUUUUUAGCAACCUGUUCAGUGCAGCUGAACGACCACAACGUAAACCUGUUCCAUAUGUGAAUGUGAGGUACAAUGCACCUACACAUCAUGUGAGUCCAGCCUUGGAAACUAUGAGAAAGCGUUCUCUGAAUGACAGAAAACGUGGCCUUGAUUUCAUGGAUGGAGACAUAUCAUCAGAGAAGCUGGCACAACGACGUGCGACAGAGCGACGUGAGCAGUACAGACAAGUGCGAGCACAUGUACGUAAAGACGAUGGUCGUCUGCAGGCGUAUGGAUGGAGUUUGCCUGCGAAACCUGGUAGUGGAGGUCCACCACCACAUACACCGCGGUUGUCUAGCACUAGUGGAGGCCAUGUGCCUGUCCCUGUCCCUGUUUAUUGUCGACCUCUUCAUGAGAGAGAAACUGGGAUGAAGGUAAAUAUGCAGAUCUGGUGUGCAGCUGGAGUAAAUCUCACUGGUGGCCGUACACGUGACGGUGGGAAUAUUGUUGGAGCAAGUGUGUUUUAUACACGCCCAGAAGGUGAGGAGAAAGGUGAAGAAGAACAAUCUGAAAAGAACUGCUCUGAGAUUGAAAAACUUGAUCAAGAAUUAAAGGAAGGCGAAAAACUGGGGAAGGAAUGUGAAGAAUUGGAACAGCAGCUUUCAUCACUAGUUUGGAUAUGCACCAGCACACAUUCUUGUAGUAAAGUGACUGUUAUUGAUGCCAAUAAUCCAGCUGAUGUCUUAGAAACCUUCAGUGUCUGUAGUUCACACUUGCUCUGUAUUGCAAGUGUUCCAGGAGCCAGAGAGACUGAUUAUGUUAAUGGAGAUGAGAUAAACAAUAAGGAAGCUUCUGAAUUACAAGAAGAAAACAACAGAGAAACUGAAGAAAAGUUUGAAGAAAAUCAUGAAAAUGAGGAAUGUGAAACAGAAAAUGAACCUAAUAUUGGAAAGAUAACAUUAGUGAGCUGUGCUACUGGGAGUGAAGCCCCAGAACAGGUUGCUAAUUCAUCAUCAAAUAAAGACUCACUUAUAUCAGUAGACUCUGAGGCUGAUAGUGAUGCUACUCCCACACGUCGUUUGGUGAAGGAAGUGACUGGGGUAGUGAAAGAUGGCGUUUCAGAAAUACCAAAAGAGAAUGAACAUGCCUACGAAGAACUUGAAAAAAUGAGCAGUGUGCUUCCGACAAUGUGGUUGGGUUCACAGCAUGGGUACAUAUACGUUCAUUCUGCUGUUGCACAGUGGAGGCGUUGUCUGCAUUCAGUGAAAUUGAAAGACCCUGUGCUGAGUAUAGUGCAUGUGCAGGGUCGUGUUUUGGCUGCUCUUGCAAAUGGUACAGUUGCUGUAUUCCGUCGAGGCUUGGAUGGGCAAUGGGACCUCAGCUGUUAUCAUCUGGUGGACCUCGGGAAUCCACGACAUUCCAUUCGCUGCACGGUGGCUGUCCAUGGGAAAGUGUGGUGUGGCUACCGGAAUAAAAUUCAUGUUCUUCAUCCGAGAACACUUGCUGUAGAGAAAUCAUUUGAUGCCCAUCCUCGGAAAGAGAGUCAAGUUCGGCAAAUGGCUUGGCUUGGUGAUGGUGUUUGGGUGUCAAUACGCCUAGACUCAACCCUUCGUCUGUACCAUGCCCACACUUACCAACACCUUCAGGAUGUGGACAUUGAGCCUUAUGUCAGCAAGAUGUUAGCAGUGUUUCCUGGAGGUACUGGAAAAUUAGGAUUCUCAUUCGUCCGCAUCACUGCUCUACUUAUUUCAUCUAGUCGGUUAUGGAUUGGUACUGGCAAUGGUGUGAUCAUCUCUGUACCAUUAUCAGAAAGUUCUGGAGGCAGAAAUAUAGUUCAGGCUGUGCACAGAUGCCCAGGUGUGGGUGUAAGACUUUACACUGAUAACAGCUGUAAGAUAACGCCAGGCAGCUUUAUCCCAUAUUGUUCGAUGGCACAAGCUCAGUUGUCUUUCCAUGGACACCGUGAUGCGGUAAAAUUUUUUGUUGCUGUACCUGGAAGUGGUGGCGUGUCUGCAGCAAGCAGUAUGACAACUGAUACACCAAUAAUAGAAAACCUAGAAACUGAGUCUUUGGAAUCAAAGCGACCGUCAUCUAUGUUGGUUAUGUCAGGAGGAGAAGGUUACAUAGACUUCCGUAUAGGUGAUGGUGAAGAAGAGGAUGGUGAAGGAGAGGGUAGUGAACCAGCAGUAAAUCCUCCUGAUUCUGAUACAGAGGUACGAGGUGAGCGAAGUCACCUGAUUGUCUGGCAAGUGGCUGUAACUGAUUGAGAGUCUGGUGAAAUGUGAGCUUUAUCUUAACAUGGAAAGACACCACUUAAGUUCAUUAGAGAAAAAUAUAGUCUAAACAGAACACUUUUCUCCAAACGGUUGUUGUGAUUUGUCUGUAACGCUGACUACAGACAGUGUUUUGUUACUAUGGGCAAGGGUUGGAUUUAACAGUUAUGCAAUCUUUGUAAUUGCCUUACAGAAUGACAGUCGUUCUGUGUUUGAUAUGUUGUAAAGCUGAUGAGAUUGCUUUAUUUAUAGCCCGUGCCCAAAUCAUUGUUUGAGAUAAAGCUAUAUAAGGUGUCUAUGGCUCCUUAGGAUGAAUUUGUCUCAACGUUUGUUUCAUUUUUUGUUGCUCUUGAGUGCUGUUACAUAGGUUUUGUUGUUUAUUGUUUGGUAAUAUAGUUUUAGAGAACAUUUUUGAGAUAAGCAAGUAAAAUGUGUUCUAUUUGUUUCAUACAAUGUGUACAAGUUGUUAAUAUUUGCAUAUGUUUAUAUUUUAUUGCUUUUUAUAAAACAAUAAUUGUUUUACUGAUCUGUGAUGUUUUUGUUUCCUGCUUUUUGUAUCAUAGAACCUUGAUUGUGAGAUCUUGCAAAGUUUGGAUGUAAAACUUAAGAUUUUAUAUGAAAAUUGUUAACACAAAAAUACAUGUUGAUGUGUGUGAAAAUUGUGAUUACGAAAGGUGAUUUCUUCUUGAAAGAGUUUCGUUUAUGACUGCGAAGAAGUUUUAGCUUUUUUCCAGGUAACAAAGAUUAAUUACUGUUAGACUAACAUUAGCAUACUGAUUAUAAUUCAGUGAGCCAAUACUGCUUUGUAUGACAAGUACAGAACAGCUGUGAUCUGCCAAGUAAGUAAAUAAAUUUCAUUUGGUGCUCUGUUGUUGCAUCAGACUAUUCAGAUUUUGAGUAGCAUCAAUGAUGGCACGUCAAGAGCAGCCCUCAGUUUCCUCCUCCCACUCACCAACUACUAAAGGCCCAAUAUACAGAACCUUUGUACAGGAGAGAUUUUGAAAUAAUCACAUUAAAAUAGUGAUUUGCAGUUUUGUGCAAUAUUGAAAGUGUUUUCUUUCUCUUUAGGUACUAGUAGAUGUAUUUUAUCUUUUGUUUGAGAUUUUGUACAGCAGAUUCUAGAUUUUACAUUAAUAGAUAGGCCUGUCAAAUAUUUUAUGAGAAGUCAUAUGUGAGUGAACAUUUUCUGAUACCAGAAAUAUGAAAGAUUUGUAUGUAUGUACGUAUGAAUGAAUGAAUGGUAUGUUUCCCAUUUAUCUUGUUAAUAUAACAAGAGGAAAUUUUUAUGUAAGAGCUGUAUUCAGCUCAUGAAAUACUAAUUCUGUGUACUCUUGCCAAAUGUGUGCAUCCACACAGAGAGAAAUGAAAAUGAGCUUCGUGUAAUUGUUUAAUCGCUGUCUUUUGUAUCUUGAGAACGUUUGUCUAUGGAAUAUGUAUAUUUUGAAAUGUUAUUGUGAAGAUUUGGUUUUAUUUAUUUAUUUAUUUAUAUUAAUUUUGCUUUAUAACCAAAGAAUGAGAAUGUUAAUAACAUGUAGCAGAAUGAGCUUUCUCUGAGAGAACU